Molecule: messenger RNA, 15165 nt
Organism: Coregonus sp. 'balchen'
Lineage: Eukaryota; Metazoa; Chordata; Actinopteri; Salmoniformes; Salmonidae
Source: the annotation of a GenBank genome assembly
CAACGCGGAUGUCUAGAGCAUACGGUCAUUGGUCUAAACGAGAGUCUACGUCCGGGCACGUUAUUGUUGCAUCAGAAAUUGUAGACAGGUGAUAUGUCAAGCUCGGGAGGGUUAGGUAAGUAUUGUAAUCGAUGCAUGUUUUUAAUAUUUCCAGAUAUCAGCAGCGGCUCUUGAAGGCAAAUGCGUUUAUUCAUAAUUUGAGGCGCGUUCUCAGACUUGAAAUUAUUGCAGGAUAUUGAAUGUUGGCUAUGGUAAGGCUAGCUAUUUCAAUAGUAAAUUAAAUGAAUACACACCUACAGCGUCAUUGGGCAAAAUGUACGCAGCAUCACCUGGAGAUGUGUGCAACAAAAGUUCAACAUUCACCUUCUGCUACCAUUUCUGUCAAGCCAUCUACGCAUACAAUUUGAUGCAUAUGUUCGAUAAAUCCAACGUAUGCACCACACAGAACGCACUGCAACGCAAUGCUGUAAGGCAAACGCAGCGUUCCAUUGGAAAUUAAAAUGUACUUCUUGUGGAAGCUGUCGGUGUGAUCAAGCGUCCUGAAUAUAUUUAAAUUAAAGCCCGUUAGUGUCGAUUGCAGCUAGUAGUACUAGUUAUGGUCAUACUACCGUAUUCCUGGAAAAGGCUGAAUCAAGAUUUCACAAUGAAUGUCCAGAACAUGAGUAAUGACGAGGGCUGGAGAGUGACAGAAGAUAAAAGUGUUGUGUGAAAAUAGUCCUGACCAGUGUACUGGUGGCUGCGUGAUGCGCGGUACACCAGUCACGACUAUUUUAACAGAAUACUCAUAGCUACUGUUUCCAUCGCUUGUCAUGAGUCCUGUAAUGAAAAAAAUAACUGUUGUAUUGUCACAUUAAUUGUGAAAGCGAAAGCUCGAUUUCCAUCGCUUGUCAGGAGUCGUGUUCUGAAAAAAAUAAAUGUUGUAUUGUCACAUUAAUUGUGAAAGCGAAAGCUCGAUUCGACAUUUUCCAGGAAUAUGGUAGUAUAACCAUAAAUGGUGACAAUACAACAGUUUGUGAAAAUAUUUGCUACUACUGCUAGCUAGUCUUCUACAAACAGUAUCUCAACAUUGUUAAAGGGACAUUUUAAGAUUUCCUCCUGCACUGUUAUGAUCAUAAUACAGCUGUCAUAACAACCAAUGAUGGGGUCAAAACCCAAAAUGGAAGGUCAAUACAGCAUUGUUUGUUGUCGUUUGAGUAUUUGUAAAUAAACAAUGAAUAUACUGUAUAUGAUGCACAUCUCAUUGCAUCCUAUAACUCCAUUUAUGAAUUUGACAGGUUAGACUCUCAUCUGCCAGUUCACCAAACAAAGUGGCAGGGUCAGGUUGUUGAAAUGAUAGCUUGGGCCUUUAAGUUAAACAAAAUCAGAUGAAAUAGCCAAAGCUACUAGCCAGCUAUCCGCUUUCAAAUGGCAUUGAUCAGCAAGAGGUUUGAUUAACAAAUACAGCAGCACGAAGUUAUUGGCCAUCAAUUCUUUGCCAUGUCUAGACACCGAAACCAAUCCCAAUUAGUUUGUUUUUCAAUGGUGUGUUGUCGGUGUGGGUGAAUGUGUGCUGUCUUGUUUUCUACAGCCUUUGAUUAUGGCUUCUUGCUGCACACACGUGACGAGGUCACCGCCACCAUGGCCCUGAAUGAGUACCUGAGCUCCCGCAGCUACCUGGCUGGGUUCAGCCCCUCUCGGGCGGACCAGGAGGCCUUUGAGCUCCUGCACAGGCCCCCGGCCCCGCAGCACGUGCACGCUCUGCGUUGGUACAGGCACAUAGCAGCCCUGCAGCGGGACACCCCCAGCCCAGAUAGCAGCAGUGAGUAGAGUCCAGGGCCCAUGGCCUGGACAGGAUAGGGAUGCUCCCCUUAGACUAGAGUAGCCCACUGCAUAAGGGCAGUCAUGGCAUCCCCCCCCCCCCUAUACUAGACCAAUAGUGCAUGGUUACUUUGGAUUGUUGGAAUGUCGGCUAUAGUAAGGUUAGCUUUUUCAAUUGCCAAUGAAAUUAAUGCCAUUCUUCUAGCUAUGAUCAGGCGUCCCGGAUGUAUUUAAAUCGGGGAUGGGCACCUUUGAUGGGGGUGAGGGACACAAAAAAACUCCUCAUGAGGGGCUGGAGUGGCUCGUGGGUAAAGGUUGAUUUUCGCUUUCACAAUGAAUGUGACCUUUCACUGCACCUAUCUAGUGUAGGUGACAAUACAAGUUUUUUUUUUUUUUUUUUUUUUUUUCCAUGUCCAGAACAUGAGUCAUGACAAACGCUGGAGACUUUGACAGUAGCUAUGAGUAUUCUGUGAAAAUAGUCCUGACCGUUGUGCUGGUGGCUGCGUGAUGCUCGGUACACCGGUCACGACUAUUUUCACAGAAUCCUCGUAGCUACUGUCUCCAGCGCUUGUCAUGACUCAUGUUCUAAAAAAUAAAUAUGUUUUAUUGUCACACACAACGGAUGGUUGCAGUGAAAUGUGACAUUCAUUGUGAACGCGAAAGCUCAAUUCAACCUUUUCCAGGAAUAUGGUAGUACAACAAUAAAUGGUACUAGCUGGUCACUUUAGUUUCAGGCUUAUGGCGAUACCCUUGUGAUCUGCUGACAGCCCCUCAUUGGCAUGAUUAGCAUAAUGUUUUUGUUUUUUUGUCCUGUAUUCUUUUGUCAACAGUGUUAAAGGCUAGUGGCAGGAGGACCACCGUUUUUGUUGAUUAAUUUGAGUAUUUCCCAGCCCUGAUUUUUCCCAUCACACCUGUGUUCCUUCCUGUGUGGGUUUUGUGUUUGUUUGUGACACGCACUUUGAGGGCUAGCUAGUGUGUUGCUUUCCACUCCUCCCCCCACACAAACUAGGCCUACUGUUAGCAGGCCUGCAGCGUUGAUGAAGGCCCACCGACUGCAUUGUGUGCUGUGCUCUGGAGACCAGGGCCCAGAUUCACAAAACCUUCCUAAGAAUACAUUUCUUAAGAAGAUUACGUUUUUGUGUAAGAAGUGUUUUGUGAAUCUGGGCCGGGGGGGGGGGUGUUAUCAUAGCGGUGACUUGCAUACCCUCAGACAGUUGCCCGCUCAAAUCACCACUCAAAAUGCCUCAACCGUUUUAAAUGGGGAAUCCAGCGAUUUGACAGAAUUCAAUCAUUUGCCUGACCUUAAAUGUGACACCAUUUUAACAGCAUACCCUUUUCAGAGAAAAGUUUGACUAAUGUUCUUAUAAAAUGUGUCCUGUGUUUUUUUUUUUAGUAAAGGGAAAGCGGGUCCAGCCCCCCUGGUCUGCCCCAGCCGGGUCCAACGUGCCAAAGCUGAGACUCUACAACAGCCUCACACGCACCAAGGUGACAUUUUUACCUUAUUUUGUUUUGCUUGUUUCAGAGCCCUUUUGAAUGGCUGAAUCCUUAUGAUCAAAUAGGAAAGAAGGACAAUGAAUGUCAAUGACCGCAUAAAGGUUUAGAUUUUGAUCCCAUCUCUGUAGCUCAGUUGGUAGAGCAUGGCAAUUGUGACGCCAGGGUAGUGGGUUCGAUUCCCGGGACCACCCAUACGUAAAAUGUAUGCAUGCAUGACUGUAAGUCGCUUUGGAUAAAAGCGUCUGCUAAAUGGCAUUGACUAUUAUUAAUACCGUAGUGUUAUUAUUGCAGGAGCUGUUUGUUCCCCAGAAUGGAAACAAGGUGCUGUGGUACUGCUGCGGACCCACUGUCUAUGAUGCCUCUCACAUGGGACAUGCCAGGUAAAGUUCAGUUCAGGAAGUAACAAGACUAGCAGUUUGACAGCCAUACCUCUCCACAGAGCGGUUUAGUCCAAUAGGUUUAGUCCAAUAGUCACAAAUAGAAGAAGAAAACAGAAAUAUGUCAAUGUGCAGGUGAGGUGGCAAACCUGAUAAGGGCUUACAACUCACCUAACUGGCAUUUCAAUUACUUUAAAGGUGCAAUAUGUAACUUUUUGGUUGACCUGACAAAUUCACAUAGAAAUGUGUGUUAUAGAUCUGUCAUUCUCAUUGAAAGCAAGUCUAAGAAGCGGUAGAUCUGUUCUAUAUGUGCUAUUUCUAUGCUGUCCGUUCUAAAGUUUUGUUUUUGAGUUUUUUACUUUCGGUUUUGUACACCAGCUGAAAAUACAACAUUUUUGGUUAUGGAGAAUAUAUUUAACAGCGGUUUAGAUGGUACAAUGAGUCUCUACACUAUACUUGCUUGUUUUGUCACAUAAACUGAAAUUAGGCAAACUAUUAGAAUUUGAGCAACCAGUAAAUGGUGGAGUGAUUUCUGCAUAGUGCAUCUUUUAAUGAUGACAUUUUGAUAAUUACAUUUUUAUGGAACAGACGGUCAUACUUUCCUGACUCAUAACUGUUCUUGAAAAUAAUAGUCUAGAACUAAGACUAUUUCCUGCUGUAGAACGUUCAAAUCAGUUUACAGAUGUGUGUUCAAAUCGGUGUGUCCAAAUCAAAUGAUUGAUUCCUUUGUUUUCCAGAUCUUACAUAUCUUUCGAUAUCCUCCGAAGGAUACUGAUGAACUAUUUCAAAUAUGACGUGUUCUACUGCAUGAACAUCACUGACAUAGAUGACAAGGUAACCAGCAAUGAAGCAGUGAUUGUACAAAACAACAUAUUGUGCCCUUCUGUUGUGCUAACUGAAUGGUUGGCUGAAUGGUCAGUGAUAAUUUCUCUUGUCUGUCAGAUCAUCAGGCGGGCCAGACAGAACUACCUCCUGGAACAGUACAGGGAGAAGAAGCCAGCGGUUGCCCAGAUACUGCAGGAUGUCCUUAGUGCCAGAGGGGUAAGACAUCAAACUUCUAUAGUUUCUAUAAAGUUCAUGACAAAUGAAUCAGUCGUUAUUUACAGGUGUGGCUGCGUGAUUGGUCAUCUGUUGAACAGUGUUUGGCAUGUCCUGGGCAUACUUUCAGGUUCUAAAGUUCACCCCUGUGUGGUGGGUGCAAAUGAACCAGUCACACAUAUAUAGAGAGAGAGAGGUGAACUUUGGCGCUGGAUGCCACAUUACCACCUCAAAACAUUCCAUUCACUCCAUAUAUAUCAUUUGCAGCCCUUCCAGGCCAAGCUGGCCGAGACCACAGACCCAGACAAGAAACAGAUGCUGGAGAGGCUGGACUCUGCCGUCUCUGCUGCCCUGGGACCCCUGCAGGGGGCGGUGGAGAGCAAGGCUGGGGAGGCUGACAUACAACGCCUGGCUCAGGUAAGAUUUCCUCCCUGCUGUGCAACAUGAAUCUCUAUGGCUCCAGAUAAGUCAAAUACACUUCCAGAGGUUUGGACUGAGCUAGAAAGUCAAGUCACAUUUUAUUGUCUCGACACAGUCCAGUGGAGGCUGCUGAGGGGAUGGCUCAUAAUAAUGGCCGGAAUUACAUUUUUUAUUUAACCAGGUAAGCCAGUUGAGAACAAGUUCUCAUUUACAACUGCAAAUGGAUGGAGCAAAUGGAAUGGCAUCAAACACCUGGAAACCAAGUGUUUGACGUACUUGAUACCAUUCCACUGAUUCCACUCCAGUCAUUACCACAAGCCCCGUCCUCCCCAAUUAAGUUGCAACCAACCAACCUCCUGUGAGACAAUUUUACGAAAAAGAAAACAACAUAACAGAAGUCAAAUGUGUUCUUUUUUUUGAAGGUGUUACUGGAGGAGGCCAAAGACCUGCUGUCUGAUUGGUUGGAUGCUCAGUUUGGCAGUCAAGUGACCGAGAACUCCAUCUUCUCUCUUCUUCCAAAGUUCUGGGAAGGGGAGUACCACAAGGACAUGGACGCCUUGAAUGUAGGUGGAAGCGCACACAACUCGUAUAACGUUCAUAUUUAUAAUGAAUUGUUAAUAGUAUUUUACUAUGAACUUUUCUAGUGCCAAUGCUUCUUAUCAGAGGAGCACACAUAACUAUCAUGUCACAUGACCUGAAUUUGUACCUUUUUAUUGAAAGCUUUUUCAUCAAACUGUCCCCUUUUCGUUCUGUCAGAUAGUCCAGUACCAUCCUCUGAUAAUGAUAAUAAUAAUAAUGAUGAUGAUGAUCCUCUGAUAAUUGCUACUAAUUUCUGGAUAAGGGUUAAAACACAGGAUGAAAUAUUAUUUCACAUGAUUGUGCAAAAACAUGGGGCCCUAUGAUUUAAACCAUGCAGUAAUGUAACAUUUAAUAUUUCUAAUUGUUAAUCAUAUUUUACUAUUAAAAUUACUAAUUUUCUAGUGCCAAUCUGAUGGUGAUUGGUAAAUCACUGAUUUCCCCACCUGUUCUGUGUGCAACCCCCAGGUCCUUCCCCCAGACGUACUCACCCGGGUCAGCGAGUACUGCCCAGAGAUCGUGGACUUUGUGAAGAAGAUCCUAGACAAUGGCUUCGGGUAAGGGAGAAAUGGUCUCUGUUAACAGUCAGGCCUCCAUCCUCCUAUAUAGUUUUAAAACAAGUCUUUGUUCAUCUCUCUCUCACUCGGGUUAUUUGUCUUUUCCUGACGGCAGGUACGAGUCCAACGGUUCCGUUUAUUUUGACACAGCCAAGUUUGACACCAGCCAGAAGCAUGCGUACGGCAAGCUGGUACCUGAAGCGGUCGGUGACAUGAAAGCUUUGCAGGAGGGAGAGGGUAACAACAAUGAUAAUAUCAGUCAUUUAUAAACCACUUUAAAAAACAAAAAAACUAAGGGCUACAAUGUAUGCGAGUCAUUGGUUGUCCACUGUGGCCUGCAGGAGACCUGAGUGUCUCGGCAGACCAGCUCAGUGAGAAGAGGUCGCAGAAUGACUUCGCCCUGUGGAAGGCCUCUAAGCCGGGGGAGCCGUCCUGGGACUCGCCCUGGGGAAAGGGACGUCCAGGCUGGCAUAUCGAAUGUUCCGCUAUGGCUGGUUCCAUCUUGGGAGAAUCCAUGGACAUCCACGGGGGAGGGUUUGACCUCAGAUUCCCCCAUCACGAUAAUGAGUUGGCUCAGUCCGAGGUAAGAGUUUUUUUUUUAGUCUCAAGUGAUCUGUUUCUAUGACAUGGACGGUGGUCCGAUUUGUGCACUCCCAAGUGUGCACUUGUUCACUCCCCCUCUAGGAUUUGAAAGCAUUGGAAGGCGUGAGCAUGGGCUAUAGUAGCAGCAUAUUUCUUACUCCAGUUCAUUCCUUAUAAAGUCCACAAGGGCAAGUGAAUGAGUGCACACUUCGGGGAGAAGGGUAGGGAAUUGGAACGCAACCGUAGUAUUCGAGUGGAAUAACAAGCAGGAUACUUGUUCCACGCAGGCUUACUUUGAGAACGACCACUGGGUUCGCUACUUCCUGCACACUGGUCACCUGACCAUCGCAGGUUGCAAGAUGUCCAAAUCUCUCAAGAACUUCAUCACCAUCAAGGAUGCCCUGGCGAAGAACACAGGUGAAGAGACUUCUCAGUAGCCACAAAAACAAUGGCUUUAUGUUAUGUCAAUGUGGGUGUCAGGAGUAUUUGUGUGCGUGCGUGGCGUCUGCGUGCAAGGUAACAGCUGUUCUCUGUGUGUUCCCCUCAGCUCGGCAGCUCCGUCUAGCCUUCCUGAUGCAUUCCUGGAAGGACACCCUGGAUUACUCCCCCAACACCAUGGAGUCAGCUGUCCACUAUGAAAAAUUCCUGAAUGUAAGUGAUCUAGCCCAGGGGUGCACCUCUAUAGUUUUAAAGGGGUGUAGUUUGACAUUUUGGCAGCUAAGCCCUUUUAUGUCACUGUGUGCAGUUUAAAGGUAGUUUCCUAGAGCCCAGGGCCUGCGUUAUGGCCGGGUCUUAGAGGGGCCUGGCCCGCCCUACCGUACCUCCUUGCCCGUCUAAAAUCAAAUAUUUCAAUAUUGAUUAUUUAUUUGACCGAGAUGGACGCUGACAAGUAUCCGAGCGAGCGAAACAGCGCCCCUCUGUCUCAGUAUGUGUAGCCCAUGUAUCUGAUGCUAUCUGGCCAAAAAGAGUAUAACAUGUCAUCAUUGUUUGGGCCAGACUGCAUCAGAUACAUGGGCUACAUACAGUAAGACAGAGGUGCUGCUUCGCUCGCUCGGAUGCUUUCUCCGGUCAGAUGGUUUCAGACACUUGUGAAUUGAAGGAAAGUUGGCCGGUGCACUGUUCGGAUGCUGUAAUUAUUUGGGACGAACGUACGAAGGUAACUUACUUUUUCAAGUGAUUUGUUUGACAAUUGGAUGAAAACAUCAUGACUGAUUUUGUGUUCAUGCCACAUUAAAAGCUAAUACAUGUUUACAGUUAAAUGACAUGUCUUUACUAUAAAACCCGUAAAAAAAAAAAAAAAAUGACAUGCCAUACUCUUUUUGGCCAGAUAGCGUCAGAUACAUGGGCUACACAUACUGAGACAGAGGGGCGCUGUUUCGCUCGCUCGGAUACUUCUUGGCGUGCAUCUCGGUCAAAUAAAUUGUGGAAGUCCAAAUGCCUGUCCAACUGAUUCAUUCUGGCGCCGGCCCUGACUGAGCCAUUGCCAACUAGCGUUAGCGCAAUGACUGGAAGUCUACAGGAACAGCUAGCAUGUUCGUGUAGGAGUGUUUUAUUGUCAUUGAAUAGUUUUGUUUUCUUCUUCUAUCCGGCUCGAAGGACUCAGUGCACCUGUUCGAGUCCGCUGACCACGAGGUUCUUCUUCCUCUCCUCACAGGAGUUUUUCCUCAACGUCAAAGACAUUCUCAGAGCUCCCUGUGACAUCACCGGACAGUUUGAGAAGUGGGAGGCAGCCGAGAUGGAGCUCAACGAGAGGUGAGGGGAGAAACAUUACAAGCCUGGUGUUAACGAUCAGGUUUGGUAAUGAUGCCUUUCGUUAUGUGGUCGUUAAAGUCACUUGGCGCCUGGCCUGGAGUUACCUUUUUUGAAACCUCUAACGAGGCAUGGCACACUAAAAUCUAUACAUCUGAAGGCUUCAUUUAAAAAAACAUUUUUAGUCAUUUAGCAGACGCUCUUAUCCAGAGCGACUUACAGUUAGUGCAUACAUUAUUUGAUUUUUGUCAUACCCCCCCGUGGGAAUCGAACCCACAACCCUGGCGUUCGCAAACGCCAUGCUCUACCAACUGAGCUACAUCCCUGCCGGCCAUUCCCUCCCCUACCCUGGACGACGCUGGGCCAAUUGCGCGCCGCCCCAUGGGUCUCCCGGUCGCGGCCGGCUACGACAGAGCCUUCAAUAAGGUUUCAGUGGUUCAAGCUUCAUAACAGAAUUUUUGUAAAGAGUGCUGAUGUAACCUUAGUAGUCGUUUGUCAUUCCAUGUCAUGUUUUAUGACAACCCUGUGUUGCAGGUGUAAGGGAGUCCUCAAAUAAAGUACCUCUUCAUCAUGUGCUCUGAAUGACUGCCCCCUGUAGGCAGCUCACUGUGUAGACUAGAGAGUAAACCCCGCCCACUCCUCCAUUGACCCUGUCUGUGUAGUUUCUAUGAGAGUAAACCCCGCCCACUCCUCCAUUGACCCUGUCUGUGUAGUUUCUAUGAGUAAACCCCACCCACUCCUCCAUUGUCCCUGUCUGUGUAGUUUCUAUGAGUAAACCCCGCCCACUCCUCCAUUGUCCCUGUCUGUGUAGUUUCUAUGAGUAAACCCCGCCCACUCCUCCAUUGACCCUGUCUGUGUAGUUUCUAUGAGUAAACCCCACCCACUCCUCCAUUGACCCUGUCUGUGUAGUUUCUAUGAGUAAACCCCGCCCACUCCUCCAUUGUCCCUGUCUGUGUAGUUUCUAUGAGAGUAAACCCCGCCCACUCCUCCAUUGUCCCUGUCUGUAGUUUCUAUGAGAGGAAGGCAGCAGUCCAUGAGGCGCUGUGUGACAACGUGGACACGCGCAGCACCAUGGAGGAGAUGAGGGUGCUGGUGACCCAGAGCAACACCUACAUAGCCAGCAGGAAGAGCUCCAAGCUGCAGCCCAACCGCAUGCUGAUGAAGAGCAUCGCUCUCUACCUGACUGACAUGCUCAAGGUGAGGGAGAGUUUGUGCAGCAUACCAGGGGGUGUAUUCAUUAAUUGCACACUGUUGCAAAAUGUUUUGCACCAUAGCAAGACGUUUUGCAACCAAAAAUGAGUUUCUAUUGGACAAAUUCAGUCCCCUCCCUCUUUCAUUACGUUUGCUUUUGUUUGGUUCCUAGUAAAUACAUCCCAGUAUUACUCACAAGACUAGAGCUGAAGUCUGCUGUGCAAGAUAAACCCAUUUGAAUGAGCCAUCUCAUGACAAAACAACGGUGCCAUCACAUAAAUCUUGUGAAUACAUUCAGUAUUAAAAAUGACAAGCGAUGUAGAAAGUGAAAACGGGUCACGUGAUAUUUACACCACUGUAGCUAAGCGGUAAGAUAGAAACCUGUUCAGUCCUUUUACAGAUCAGGAGACCACAUCCUUUUGUUCUGAUCCAUUUCUCUAUCCCUGUCUGUGUUGUAGACCUUUGGGGCCAUUGAAGGGUCAGAGCCUAUUGGAUUCCCAGUGGGAGGAGAUGGUCAGCAUGUGGAUGUAAGUAUUGAGCUGGAGAUAACAGGUUGCUUCUUGGCAGUCGAGGUGCUUUCAACAUGAUCUACUGUUAGGAUUAGCCACUUUUCAACAUGCUCUACUGUUGGGAUUAGCCACUUUUCAACAUGAUAUACUGUUGGGAUUAGCCACCUUUCAACAUGAUAUACUGUUGGGAUUAGCCACCUUUCAACAUGAUAUACUGUUGGGAUUAGCCACCUUUCAACAUGCUAUACUGUUGGGAUUAGCCACCUUUCAACAUGCUAUACUGUUGGGAUUAGCCACCUUUCAACAUGCUAUACUGUUGGGAUUAGCCACCUUUUCAACAUGCUAUACUGUUGGGAUUAGCCACCUUUCAACAUGCUAUACUGUUGGGAUUAGCCACCUGUCCCUUCAACAUGCUAUACUGUUGGGAUUAGCACCUUUCAACAUGCUAUACUGUUGGAUUAGCCACCUUUCAACAUGCUAUACUGUUGGGAUUAGCCACCUUUCAAAAUGCUAUACUGUUAGGAUUAGCCACCUUUCAACAUGCUAUACUGUUGGUAAUUAGCCACCUUUCAAAAUGCAAUACUGUUGGUAAUUAGCCACCUUUCAACAUGAUAUACUGUUGGGAUUAGCCACCUUUCAAAAUGCAAUACUGUUGGGAUUAGCCACCUUUCAAAAUGCUAUACUGUUAGGAUUAGCCACCUUUCAAAAUGCUAUACUGUUGGUAAUUAGCCACCUUUCAACAUGAUAUACUGUUGGGAUUAGCCACCUUUCAAAAUGCUAUACUGUUGGUAAUUAGCCACCUUUCAACAUGAUAUACUGUUGGGAUUAGCCACCUUUCAAAAUGCAAUACUGUUGGGAUUAGCCACCUUUCAACAUGCUAUACUGUUGGUGAUUUGCAUCCUUUCAACAUGCUACACUGUUGGGAUUAGCCACUUUUCAACAUGCUACACUGUUGGUAUUAGCCACUUUUCAACAUGAUAUACUGUUGGAAUUAGCCACCUUUCAACAUGCUACGCUGUUGGGGAUUAGCCACCUUUCAACAUGCUACACUGUUGGGAUUAGCCACCUUUUAACAUGCUACACUGUUGGGAUUAGCCACCUUUCAACAUGCUACACUGUUGGGAUUAGCCACCUUUCAACAUGCUACACUGUUGGGAUGAGCCACUUUUCAACAUGCUACACUGUUGGGAUGAGCCACCUUUCAACAUGCUACACUGUUGGGAUGAGCCACCUUUCAACAUGCUACACUGUUGGGAUGAGCCACCUUUCAACAUGCUACACUGUUGGGAUUAGCCACCUUUCAACAUGCUGCACUGUUGGGAUUAGCCACCUUUCAACAUGCUAUACUGUUGGGAUUAGCCACCUUUCAACAUGCUGCACUGUUGGGAUUAGCCACCUUUCAACAUGCUAUACUGUUGGGAUUAGCCACCAGCAUCUCUCCUCAUAGUUUGUAGUGGUCCUCUGUAGCUCAGUAUGGCGCUUGCAACGCCAGGAUAGUGUGUUUGAUUCCCGGGAUCACCCAUAUUUAUGCAUGCAUGACUAAAUCACUUUGGAUUUUAAAAUAAAUCCUAUUGUUGUUAUUAUAUCCGUGUUCUCGUAGACGUUGCGAUUCUGUGUACGUUUCCACUCAAGCUAACUGAGGCUGCUUGCAGAUGGAGAACACGGUGAUGCCCUAUCUGAAGGUGCUGUCAGACUUCAGAGAAUCCGUUCGCAAAAUCGCCAGAGAACAGAACGGUAAAUACUUCCUCCCAAGUUAUUCAAAGAAAAAUGACAUUUAACACGGUUGCCUGCUGCUGGAGAUGUGAGGAUUGUAUACGUGGUGACUGACUCUGUCUGUGUUCUCAGUGACAGAGGUGCUACAGCUGUGUGACGGGGUCCGUGAUGACACCUUACCUGAGCUGGGGGUGCGUCUAGAAGAUCAUGAAGGUAAAGCCACUGACCACAAUAUGUACACACACACACACACACACACACACUGCUUUUUAUAGAUCAACAAAAACUAGUAGCAGCCAGAGUCGUGACUGUGUUAUCUUGUCGUCGUUAGGCCUUCCCACGGUGGUGAAGCUGGUGGAUAAAGAAACGCUCCUGAGGGAGAAGAAUGAGAAAAAGAAGAUGGAGGACGAGAAGAAGAUAAAAAAAGAGGAGGCUGCCAAGAAGAAGCAGGAGCAGGAGGUUAGUAGGACCGUAGAGGUAGAGCAACAAGUCCUCCAUGGCCAUGUCCGUGCUAAAACGGGUUAUAUACAUCUAGACUCCUUACUUUUAUUUCGUAUUAUUUUAUAUUGUAUUUUUUUUGUGAUUUUAUUUUUUUGAAUUCUUUCUUAAAACUGCAUUGUUGGUAAAGGGCUUGUAAGUAAGCAUUUCACUGUAAGGUCUACACCUGUUUUAUUCGGCGCAUGUGGCAAAUAACAUUUAAAUUUGAUUUUAUAUAUAUAUGGUAGGACCACUGUCUUCCGAGUCCGCCACUAACUGAUCUGAGAGCAGUAAUAAUGUUAUCAGCCUCGUGUCUAGAUGUAGGUAUAUUGAUGUGUCCCCUCUGCUAACUGAUCUGAGAGCAGUAAUACUGAUGUUACCAGCCUCAUGUCUAGAUGUAGGUAUAUUGAUGUGUCUCUGUUCAUGGUUGUUUCAUCACAGUUGGCCAAACUGGCAAAGAUGAAAAUCUCCCCAUGUGAUAUGUUCCGCUCUGAAACAGACAAGUAUUCCUGCUUUGAUGAAACGGUAAAUAUAAACCAGUUGUAACCUCCUUGAUAUCUUCAGGCUACAAGGCUUUAUUGAAUAUCAAGUGUUUUAACAGCCAUGUUCUUCUCCUCCAACAGGGUUUCCCUACGCUUGAUGUGGAGGGGAAGGACAUCAGUAAGGGACAGGCCAAGAAGCUGCGGAAACUCUACGAGGCCCAGGAGAAACUGCACCAAGCGUAUCAGAAUGGCUGCUGAGAGUCCUGGGUCACGUUCAGUUGCCAAACGUUCUCGAACGCUGCAGAUAGUGAUGCCGCUAUUGGCUCUGACGUGAUUCCUUAAUCUACACGUCAGAGAAGCACGUUUGUUCCACAUAACAUAUUUCUAUCUGAACGUUCCAAAACGUUGCGUCCUGCUGAACGCGCCCCUGGAGGACGCUGCUCCGCCCCUCCGCCCAUAGCGACGGUUCUGUCCUCAUAUGUCGUUAUUCAGUUCCUCCAAUAAUUUCUUUGCUUGCUAAAUCAACAAUUUCCUGCAUAUUAUGUGAAGGCUUGCAAAUUUGACCAAUCACCGCAUUAUGUUCGCAUAAAAGCAGUCAAAUCAUCGGAAUAUUAUCGCAUAACAUUUUCCCAUCACCACAGUACAAAAAGUGCUCGCAAUUUCAACCAAUCAUCUCACAUCACCACAUAAUAGGGUUCAAUCAAGCCACACGUCAAAAAAAACUUUUUCCUUCAUCAGCGCAUUUUGUGACAAAAUUGGACUAAAUCAUUGUAUAUUGCCAUGCAAAAUGCCAGACUUGCAGCAGCAAAAUCAAGCAUUUUUUUUCUCUCCAGGAAAUACCACAAAAAAAAAUCACUGCGAAUUCCUGGAGGGACUGAGUAUUGGUGACAUUGAGGCCAGAGAGACACUGGGUGUGUUUCAAUUGUCUUAAGAAUGGUCUCCUCUCCUUUAUCAGGUGAAAGGUGAGGAGAUGAAACCGCAUUAGACUAUUGAGGUGCAUCCACUCUCCCAGUGUUGUAAGACCUUGGCACUAAACCUGGGUUCCUUUGCACUGCACUCCAUGGGGACACUUAAAGGGUUGGUUCAAUCAAAAUCAGUAAUUGAUUCAUUUCUUAUUUUGUGAUUGACCGCAACUACGGUUCGGAUUCAGUUACUGUCCUACAGCUACCACUGGCUAAGAUUGGUAUUGAUAACCUCAGAUUCACCUGUUUAAGCUUUAACUAAAUUGCGUGCCAAAACGAACUUCGCGUGAAACCACGUCUGGGGGUCAUCGAUAGCGUUGCUAAUGUUAGUCUGUGGUUGCUUUAGCAAAGUAAUAAUAACCUACUAUUCGUAGUUGUGGUCACUCCCUGGCCCGAAGACAACCUGCAAGCUGAAAACGUUAUGACCUUUGGGUGAACUAUCCCUGUAGGCAACAGUUUGUCUAUUCAAAGGGGAAAUGAGACCUCUGAAACCCUGUUGGCUUUGGCUUCCAUGUGCUGUAGAUUGACUCUAGUCACACAAUGCUAGUUUUGGCUCUCCACUGCAAAGUGCUAUUCACAGUGCUGUUAUUGGUUGGCAGCGUGUCAUACAGCCGUCCAUUGAGGUUUCAUUUCCCUCUUCCCCACCGUGACUGCAUAUCAUUCCUUUUGUAUUCUGAUAUUAUGACUGAGGACAGUGAAGUUGAUAGAUGAAGUUGAAUUAAUGCACAAUUGCAAUGCAGAGAUGAUUACAGAAAAAUAUGUUAGAGGCCUUCUUGGGUUUUUUGGUCUUUUUAUGUGACAAAAUAACAUGCUUUGAGCAGGUGUUAGGCUUGUUACAACAAUCGAUAGCAGAGGGAUGAGACAUCUUGAUAGGAAUAUGGAAUGUGAGACUUUGAAGGAAAAAAAAAAAAGAUUUUAAACCAAAAAUGUAUUUUGUAUCUUCAGUUUUUGAAAUGGUUGAACAAAUAUUAAAUUGAGAUUCCAUAGAGCUAACAACUACAGCAGUGACCAUCUACUAGUUACCACACACACCUUCUGUUCAACAGAAACACAAAAAUCACAUCUGCAGAAUCAACAAAGGAUUUAAUAUUUAAGUGGCAUCUCCAGUAAACAAAUGUUACUGUUUAGUGAACAGCAAAUCACAAGUACAGUAUUCAAAUAUACAAUAUACUGUUUAUUUCAAAUUUUAAAGACAAUAUACGCUGUCAGCAGUAUACACUGAACAAAAAUAAAUGCAACAU